AAUUAAGGCGUUGCCUAGACGAUAGAAGGGUUUGUUUGAAUGGGUGGAUGCCAAUACUCACAAGUUGGGAAGAUCCCUUUUACCUCAUUCUUGUCGCCUCGCCUCGUCUGUCUUGCUUGCUAGCUAGCUAGCUAGCAGAUCGAAAAUAAUGGUGGUAAGGGCAAUGAGGGCGGAGAGGGCGGUGGAGGGGGUGGGGGCAGCGGAGGCGUGGAGGCUGUACGGCAGCAUCCGGCUGUCCCAGGUGGUGGCCCGGUCCCUCCCGGAGCUGAUCUCCCGGAUCGAGGUGGUCCGGCUGGAGGGGGAGGAGGGCGGCGCCGGCACCGUCCUCCAGCUCUUCUUCGUGGACGAGGCGCUGAUGUCCCCCUACAAGGAGAAGUUCACGCUGGUGGACGACGCCCGCCGGGUGAAGGAGACGGAGGUGGUGGAGGGCGGCUACCUGGACCUCGGCUUCUCCCUCUACAGGGUCAGGUUUGAGCUCAUCGACGGUGGUGGUGGUGGUGAUGUUAAUAGCAGCAGCAGCUGCUGCACGGUCCGAACGACGGUUGAGUACGAGGUGAAGGAAGGGUGCGACGAGGAGACCGCCGCCAAGCUGGUUUCAAUGGAGCCUCUCCUUGAGGUUAUGCGGGUUGCCUCGGAUCAUCUGCUCGCCGCUGCUGCUCCACCUCCGCAUGAUGAAUCCCAAUCUUAACACCACUCCAUCAGGCAGGUUAAUUAUAAUUACUUACUUUGAGCGAGGAUGAUUGAGGCGAUUCAUUGUCUCUUAUAUAUAUAUAUAUAUUGAUUAUUA
This is a messenger RNA of Andrographis paniculata, 787 nucleotides long. Its product is annotated as norbelladine synthase-like. Bases 149 to 688 code for a protein of 179 amino acids. The transcript is spliced from 2 exons. Gene Ontology annotation, molecular function: abscisic acid binding; protein phosphatase inhibitor activity; signaling receptor activity. Lineage: Eukaryota; Viridiplantae; Streptophyta; Magnoliopsida; Lamiales; Acanthaceae. Gene Ontology annotation, biological process: abscisic acid-activated signaling pathway; defense response. The record is from RefSeq and is a predicted model, not a curated record. Gene Ontology annotation, cellular component: cytoplasm; nucleus.